AUGGUUAAAGCAGUCGCAGUUUUAAGAGGAGAUUCAAAAGUUACUGGAGUAGUCAAUUUCGAGCAAGCCUCGGAAUCAGACCCUACUACAAUCACUUACAAGAUUUCAGGUAAUGAUGCAAAUGCCAAGAGAGGGUUCCACAUUCAUACCUUUGGUGACAACACCAAUGGAUGUACCUCAGCUGGUCCACACUUCAAUCCUUUCUCUAAGGAGCAUGGUGCCCCAGAAGAUGACAACAGACAUGUUGGUGAUUUAGGUAACGUUUCUACAGACGGCAGUGGUAUUGCUAGUGGAACUAUCAAAGAUAGCGUGGUCAAGUUACUUGGUGCUAACUCUAUUUUGGGUAGAACCGUUGUUGUUCACUCUGGUACUGAUGAUUUGGGUAAAGGUGGUAACGCUGAAUCCAAGAAAACAGGUAAUGCAGGUACCAGACCAGCUUGUGGUGUUAUUGGUAUUUCCGAGUAA
Molecule: messenger RNA, 465 nt
Organism: Priceomyces carsonii
Lineage: Eukaryota; Fungi; Ascomycota; Pichiomycetes; Serinales; Debaryomycetaceae
Gene: SOD1
Product: superoxide dismutase
Exons: 2
Coding region: 1-465 (154 amino acids)
Biological process (GO): superoxide metabolic process
Molecular function (GO): copper ion binding
Source: RefSeq, a predicted model, not a curated record